CCACUUUGUCCCGUGUCUUGCUAGCUCAAUACACACCCUAGCGCACAAUGCGCACAUCGGCAACCAGCAGCUGUAUGGCACCAAAUGCAAGCUCCUUGCCAAGCCUCGUUACCGUGCCGGAGCCAUGUAGCAAGAGCGGAGCCGUGCCCCACUUUGUCCCGUGUCCUGCUAUGGGGCUGAAAACAGCCCCUCUACCGCUAAUACUAUCGGCGCUACUGCAGACACUCCUCCAACGUUCAACGACAGCCAACCAAAGUACGCCUUUACCCACUUUUUAUCGUCGUUGUCGAAUUGAAACUGAGAGAGGAUCUGGGAGCCAGAGAGAGCUUGGCAGAGCAGUCACGCAGAAUCCAGAUGUCGCUAGCUAUAGUAGGAAGCCACGUCCCAGUUUCCCCUCAGUUGCGUCCCUCAUUGCCCGGAGUGUGUGGAACGGGUAGCGCACAAGAGCAAACGCAUAUCUGCAACCGGGACUGACAGCACCAAAUGCGAGGGGAGUUUGCUUAUUAUGCAGCAAGAGCGGAGCUGUGCCCCACUUUGUCCCGCGUC
This is a messenger RNA of Canariomyces notabilis, 546 nucleotides long. RefSeq lists its product as uncharacterized. Lineage: Eukaryota; Fungi; Ascomycota; Sordariomycetes; Sordariales; Chaetomiaceae. The coding region runs from base 48 to 437 and encodes 129 amino acids. The transcript has a single exon. The record is from RefSeq and is a predicted model, not a curated record.